AUGAAGUGUGAGAACAGAUGCCAUUGCAUUGGCAAUUACAAGAGAAUCAAUGGAGUGUGUCAACCUCCAUCUAAAUGCAAGUGUCCGAAAAAUGAGGAGUACAAGUACGCCAACAAAUGCAAUGAAGAAUGUGGGAAAUCUCAAAGUGAUUGUUCCAAUCAGAAGCAGUAUUUUGACUGUUUCUGCAAGGAAAGCUUCAAAAGAAUUGGCGGAGUUUGUGUUCCUGACACCAAAUGCGAAUGCCCCGAAAACGAAGAAUACGUUUAUGGAAAUAAAUGCGAUGAAGAUUGCAGCGCCAAACCGGGCGACUGCAAGGACGCAGAAUGUUACAAGGGAUGCUUUUGCAAGGACGGGUUCAGAAGAAUCAACGGAUUGUGCAUUCCUGACACAAACUGUCAUUGCGGUAAAAACGAAGAAUAUAGCAAUGGAAAUCCAUGUUUCGAAGAUUGUACUAAAACUCUGUUGGAAUGUGUUGCGGAGGAUGUUUACAAGAGAUGUAACUGUUUACUGGGAUUCAAGAGAGUCAAUGGCAGAUGUGUCCCAGACACGGCAUGCAAGUGCAAGGCUCACGAGUCAUACAGAUAUUCAAGUGCUUGUGAAGAGCAAUGCAAUAAUGGUUCAUUAGAUUGCUCUCAGGAUUUGUGCUACAAGGGUUGCUUCUGCGACGAAGGUAGAAACGAGGAGUAUACUUUCGGAGAUCGGUGCCAUGAAUCCUGCAGCGAAAACUACGAUAACUGUCCGCAGAGAGAAACCUACAGGGGAUGCUUUUGCAAGGAAGGUUUUGUCCGAGUGAAUGGGAUGUGUCAGCCAUUUGACAAAUGCCCGUGCAACGACAAUGAAGUUUUUACUUACGGAAACUCAUGCGAAGAGGAAUGUAAGUACGGCGAUCAAGAUUGCGCUGAAGAGUCCAGCUCCAAAGGAUGCUUUUGUGAUGAUGGAUAUGUUAGAAUAAAUGGAUUAUGUGUGCUUGGCAGCAAUUGUGGAUGUGGCGAAAACGAGGAAUAUGCCAAUAGCAACGAAUGCUCCGAAGACUGCAGUAAAACGUGGAAUGAUUGCCGAGAGGAGCCGAGCGCCUUUAGAUGUGUCUGCCUGCGCCACUACAAGAGGAUUGAUGGAAAAUGCGUCAAGGAUGUCAAUUGUCCGUGUCCGGAAAAUGAGUUUUCAGGCCAUUCCACUGAAUGCGAUGAAACCUGUGGAACUACUCCUGAUGAAUGUGGAUUGAUAACGAUCAUCAACAAAUGCUUCUGCAAGCCCGGUUACAAGAGAAUAAGCGGAGUGUGCGUUGAAGAUUCACUUUGUCCAUGCGCCGAUAAUGAAGAAUACACUUUCGGAGAUCGGUGCCAAGAGUCCUGCAGAGAAAACUACGACGACUGUCCGCAGGGAGAAACAUACAGGGGAUGCUUCUGCAAGGAAGGAUUUGUCCGAGUGAAUGGGAUAUGCCAGACCUUUGAUAAAUGUCCGUGCCAGGGAAACGAAAUAUUUAGAUACAGUAGUAAGUGCAAUGAAGUGUGUAAUGACGGUACUCAUGACUGCACUCUCGAGACCUGUACAAAGGGAUGUUUCUGCGAAGAUGCACAUGUGAGAAUAAAUGGAAUUUGUGUGCCAAGCAGCAAUUGCCCUUGUCCGGAAAACGAGGAGUAUAUAUAUAGUACUGAUUGCUUAGAGAACUGCGAUAUAAUUUGGAGUGAGUGUCUGAAUGUUGCCAGUACUUUCAAAUGUCAUUGCAAGAGAAACCACUAUAGAGUCAACGGUAAAUGUGUUCCACAAAGAGAGUGCCCCUGUCCGAAUAACGAAGUCUACGGUUUCAUGAAUGAUUGCUAUGAGACAUGUGGAACUACCAUACAAGAGUGUGCCAUUAUAAAUAAUAACAAUAAAUGCUAUUGUGAUUUUGGGUACAAAAGAAUAGCAGGACAAUGCGUUCCUGAGGAUAUGUGUUUUUGUGAAGACACAGAAGCUGAAUAUAAGUCUGGCAAGGCGUGCGAUGACGAGUGCAUUCCACCAGACGACUGUCCAACCCAUGAGUGCUUCAAAGCUUGCUACUGCAAGGAAGGAUUCAAGAAGAUUGGUGGAGUCUGUAAGCCGGAGUCGGAGUGUUUGUGUCCCAAUGAUCCUAAUGAAGAGUACAUUUAUUCAAAUACGUGUCUGGAGAAGUGCGAUGCAACGCCGGAAAUGUGCAGAGGAAGAGCCAUUGUCGCGGGAUGUUAUUGCAAAGAGGGAUUCAGGAGAAGUGAUGCAGGACGAUGCGUUCUUGACUCUGAUUGCCCUUGUCCAGAUGGAGAAUUCGAAUAUAAGUCUGGCAAGGCGUGCGAUGACGAGUGCAUUCCACCAGACGACUGUCCAACCCAUGAGUGCUUCAAAGCUUGCUACUGCAAGGAAGGAUUCAAGAAGAUUGGUGGAGUCUGUAAGCCGGAGUCGGAGUGUUUGUGUCCCAAUGAUCCUAAUGAAGAGUACAUUUAUUCAAAUACGUGUCUGGAGAAGUGCGAUGCAACGCCGGAAAUGUGCAGAGGAAGAGCCAUUGUCGCGGGAUGUUAUUGCAAAGAGGGAUUCAGGAGAAGUGAUGCAGGACGAUGCGUUCUUGACUCUGAUUGCCCUUGUCCAGAUGGAGAAUUUGA
This is a messenger RNA of Phlebotomus argentipes, 2612 nucleotides long. Its product is annotated as zonadhesin-like. The transcript is spliced from 2 exons. The annotation marks the transcript as partial. Lineage: Eukaryota; Metazoa; Arthropoda; Insecta; Diptera; Psychodidae. The record is from RefSeq and is a predicted model, not a curated record.